Molecule: messenger RNA, 1715 nt
Organism: Nilaparvata lugens (brown planthopper)
Lineage: Eukaryota; Metazoa; Arthropoda; Insecta; Hemiptera; Delphacidae
Gene: mRpS9
Product: 28S ribosomal protein S9, mitochondrial
Exons: 11
Coding region: 185-1417 (410 amino acids)
Biological process (GO): translation
Cellular component (GO): mitochondrial small ribosomal subunit; ribosome
Molecular function (GO): structural constituent of ribosome; RNA binding
Source: RefSeq, a predicted model, not a curated record
CACUUCUACUUCUAGGUAAAUUGGAAUAGUGAAUUGAAUAGAGAAGUGAGGUUAGUUAUUUUUAAAUACUGUACUGCUCAACUGCUGUAUUCCUGAGUCCCGAUCUUCUUUACUUUCAUUUAUUAGUUAUAACAAUGCUUAUUUAAUAAUAAUUAAUUACAAUCUCAUUCCAGAGUUUUACAAGAUGUUAUUGCAAAGACUAAUUGGUUCUCCAGCACUAAAUCUCUUACGUUCAAUUUACCUGCAAGAAAAAUGUUUGUGUCAGCGAUUCAAAACUGGCAAAAGAUUGCUCAGUACUAAAGGACAGGACAGCAGUAACAUCACCGAGGAAGACAAAUUCGAUUUAUUGGGUGAUGACACUGGUUUGAUGGUUGAAAAGACCAGUAAGGCUAUGAAGGCUUAUUUGGCAAGAGCUCAGAAAUACAAUGCUUUCAUGGCAGAGAAGCGGGAAGAGUUCGCUACCGGCAAAAGACAUUUGGCCAAUAUGAUGGGAGUCGAUCACAACACAUUGACACAAAAAGAUAUUGAUGAGGCUAUUGAAUACCUGUUCCCUUCUGGACUGUUUGUACCGGCUGCACGUCCUCUGAUGAGACCCCCAGAAGAGGUAUUUCCACCUAAAAAAGACGCAGAAUUUGAUGAUUUUGGUCGUCCUUUUCAUACUUUAUUCUACACAGGAAAACCAAACUACUACCAACUUUUGCAUGAUAUGACUGAAUACCUGCAAAAGCUGAACAGAUAUGAGGACACCAUGAUCAGUAAGAAUGUUCAACCGGAUCCAAAUAUCAAAAUUGAGUUAACUGGUUCAGCUUGGAUCACCAAAGAAAAAAUUGAAACGCAGUUGGUAGAGAGUAUAUCGGACAAAAUGUAUGCAAACCUAAUUGAACUCCUAGACCGUGUAGCUCAGCAUCCGUAUUCAUAUACGAUAAAAGAUGAAAUUCUAAAGUACAGAAUACCUUUCAUGUCAACGUCAUUGUCGUCCUUUGCAAACUCUGGGGUGGUGCAGCAUGAUGAUCAGGGUCGAGAAUUCGUCAGAUUCGAUAAUGAUGUUUUGAGAAGGAAGACUGCCAGGGGCUCAGUAACUGUUUACAAGAACGGUACAGGAAAGAUUAAGAUAAAUGGCCAAGAUCUAUUGUAUUUUGAACGAAUGCAAUCUAGAGAACAGAUUCUAUUCCCUCUGCAAUUCACUGGACUUCUGAAUAAAGUAGACAUUGAAGCAACCGUACAUGGAGGGGGCACUUCGACGCAGGCGGGAGUCAUUCGCUUGGGAAUCUCUCUGGCACUGCGGCAUUUUGUUGAUGAAAAUAUGACCGAGAAAAUGAGGAUUGCUGGAUUACUGACUCGCGAUGUUCGAAGGAAAGAGCGUAAGAAGUUCGGUCAGAUGAAAGCCAGAAGGAAAUACACAUGGAAAAAGCGAUAGUCAAUUAAAUAACCAUGUAUUCUACUUGAAGUUUCUACAAUAAAAUAGUCUCGUUUUCAAAUGUGGCUCUAGUAAAUCUUCGUUCACCAUUUUCAAGAGAAUAUUUGUUGAAACUGAAGCAAUAAAAAUCUUAUUUGAAGGAAAUAUUGAUCGAGGAAAGCGAUCAACAAGUUUCUAUCGGUAAGUUUUCAUUUAACCAAAUAAUACAUUUCAAAUAUUCCAGUUUUGUACGGUCUGUACACUCAUUUUUAUUAAAUUAUUUCUAAUUUCACAUAUUUGCUUUCAGUCCUACAAAAAA